Messenger RNA from Paramecium pentaurelia, 1632 nucleotides. Lineage: Eukaryota; Ciliophora; Oligohymenophorea; Peniculida; Parameciidae. The record is from the annotation of a GenBank genome assembly.
AUGAUUAAAAAUAAUAUAAGGCCUAGAGCUUCAAGUGAAAGACUUGAUAAGUUAGCUAUUUUAGAAAAUCAAACAAACCUUGAAUGGAUAAUGAAAAACUCAUAGAUGUUGGAAUUAAAAUCAAAUAUCAGAAUGAUUCCUAAAGAUUCUUUGUCUAUUAAUAUUCAUGUUCCAGAGCAUGAAGGAGUAGCAACAAUAUGGUCAGAUAAUUGGUUUGGACAAAAAAAGAUUUCAUAGUUUAGAGGUUUAUUAAUAUAUGACAAUCAAUUUUGCCUUGUUUUAAAUGAUUGUUUUAUUGAAAAAAAGAGAUAUUAAUCAUCACAUUUUAGAGCAUAUUAUUUAAAGCUUAUUAAUCAAACUGGAUAAUUGGUAUUAAUAUUUUCUCAUCCUUUAUCAUUAAAAUAAUGGAAUAAUUGUAUUAAGAAGUUUUGCAAAAGAAAUAAUUUUAAUAAAAAGUUUAAAGUUGUAGAGUUGAUAUGUUAAAACUUUUAUCUUAUUUAGCACAAAAAGCAAAAAUCACUAUUAACUACAUAAGCGAUUAAUUUAGCAAGUAUUCAAAAUAAUGACCAGGCAGAAUUACUUGACAAUUAUUUAAAAAUCUUAAGAAAUUCUUAAAUCAGUAAUUAUAUUUAAACAAUUGGCGUUUUUGAAGAUAAAUAAAUGUUAUUUAUAGUUUGUAAAUAUUUUAAGGGAAAUUCUCUUGAUUAAUACUUUAAUUAAUCAAAAAAAUAAUACUUUACUUAAUAAUAAAUAGCAACAAUUUGUAUAUCUAUAUUAUUAGCUCUGAGAUCUCUUUCAGAUGAAGAAUUAUUUCAUGGUAAAAUUUCAUGUGAAAACAUUAUUUGUUACAGUAAUCUGAAAACUUAAUUUGGAACUUAUUUGAUUAAUUCACAUUAUAAAGUAAAGUAAAUUAAAUAAUCUUUUUAGUUUUACAAUUAAAAUACACUUUCAAUGUAUAAAUAAUCAACUCCAAAUUAUUUAAUAGCACCAGAGAUUCAAGAUGGUAUAAAUCCAUCAACAUAAACAGAUAUUUAUUAAUUAGGGGUUAUUUUAGGAUUAAUUACAUUUUUUAAUUAUACAAAACCAUUUAAUAUUGAUUAUUUUAAUAAUUAAGCAGAUAAAUUAAUGUAAUUAAUAUUAGAAUAAGAAAAGUUAAUAACAAAAUAAAAAUUUUCAUAAGAUUAUCCAUAACUUUUUAGUAUUAGUUAAUUAGAUCUAAUAAAAAGAAUGAUAUAACCUAAUCCUAAUCUUAGAAUAAGUAUUAAUGAUGCAUUAAAACAUGUUUGGUUAAUCAACAAUAAAGAAAAAAAAAUAUAAAAAUUUAUUACUAAAUAAAUGGCACUUCCUAGUUUAAGAACUAUUAUUGAAAUUAAAGAUAGUGAAUGUGAUAUAAAGAAAACUAUAAAUAAUUUUUCAGAAGAAAAUAUUUAAUUUGGUAAAUAUGGAUAAGAUCCUAAUUCACUUUUUGCAUUAUUAAAAUAAAAAAAAAAGAUCAAUUCAGAAACUUUUGUAGACUCUAAUGAUGAAGAUGAAAAUGUGUUGAAUGACAAAAUAGAAAAAUUAAAUUAGUAAAAUAAUUUAGUACCUUCAUUUAAUGAUCAUUGUUUUAUGUAUCAAUCAAGAUGGAUUUGA